AGUCGACUUGGAGUUGCGUCAGGUCGACUUGUUAAGCAACAAACAAAUGUGGUUGUAUCACCUUUCACAGGCAGCAUUUGAUGGCGCAAUAUCUCAGGUGUUUGGUACAUAUUUUCGGGUUGGCUAUCGUUUUUCUUUCACUGGGGGCAUGGGGCAUUGUUCUACGGAGAGUAUCGGCGACGGAUAUGCAUUUUGCUUCUUUGUUUAGGGGUCGGGGAGCUGUAUCAAAACACAAAAGGGUAGCUACUUUAAAUGCAGCAAGCUUCUGGUCUUCUGUCGCAGUAUUCGUUUUGCGAUUAUAUACCAAUGGGAUUUUGGCAAGCUGCUCUUUGAUCCAAGAAAGAUGUUUAUCGUUGUACAGCAUAUGUGCUUGUUCUUGGUAUCAAGUUGAAGAUAUAGAGGAGAUCCGCCAAGAGUAUGAUGUCAAAUGUAAAUAAUUUCCAGACAUACUUUUAUUGAGUCAGUUUUUCUUUCUUCUCUUAUGUCUUCUGCAAAAUGCUGUACUG
Messenger RNA from Fusarium redolens, 506 nucleotides. RefSeq lists its product as uncharacterized. The transcript has a single exon. The record is from RefSeq and is a predicted model, not a curated record. NCBI's taxonomy places the organism in Eukaryota, Fungi, Ascomycota, Sordariomycetes, Hypocreales, Nectriaceae. Bases 81 to 437 code for a protein of 118 amino acids.